CUCUACUUCGUUUCUAAUAGAACCAAUGGGAGUCAUUGAAUAAUUUUGAGUCGCUUCAUCACAAUUCAUAAUGUUUUUAUGUUUCCUACUGAAGAAAUUAUUCAAUUAAUUUCUCAAAAGAUAACCACCUCAAGUUAUUAGAGUGCCAGAUUCCCAUAAUCUUGAAAAUAUUUAUCAACAAUUUAGUCGUAUGUUGUCCAACAGGUUGUUUGGAAUUUAUUUAACCUCAAAGUAGUUUCUUUAUGUAAUAAAAUUUUUCCGUUCUAAAUGGCUGGAAAAAGGAGAGCAACUUCUGAACUGAAUAGGGAUAAUUGGGAUCAAGAAGAUCCUUCUGAAGAAAGCGGCGUAUACACUAGAGCUUCUGAGGAAGUCUUGAAAAAACGAGUUUUUAAAACAGCCAAACGAAGAAUCGCAAAAUCGCCUGAGGAAGGAACAAUUAAUGCCUUCAAUUCAGCAAAUUUGGCUAAUCUCACUUCUAAAUCACAUCAACCGGCUAAUCAGUUGUUCAGUUUCUUGUCAGAAAUGAAAGCUGAUACAUCAAAAACAAAUGGAGUAAAUAAUAAGUUGAAUAAUCAAGAUGGAAAAUUAGAAGCAUCCUCAUUAUUUUCCUUUGGUAAAAAAGCCGAGACAACAGAAAUUACUAAAAGCUCAUCUUCAGAAAAUAACAACCACAAUAGUGAAGAUAAAAGUAAGCAAAUGUUUAGCUUUGGAGAUGGCAUAUCGAAAGUGGAUAAUAAAACUGCUGGUUCAUCUAUGUUCAGCUUUGGAAACAGCAAUAAUUCCGAAAAAUUACAACCUAGUGAAAAUAAAAAAGACAAAACAAACAUACAAAAUGAAAAGACCACUGAUAAUCUUGAUCACUACUAUGCUAGAUUGAAAGGCUUGAAUGAAAGUGUUGCCAAAUGGAUUAAUAAUCAUGUUGAAAACAAUCCUCUGAUAAAUUUGCAACCUAUAUUCAAAGAUUAUGAAAAAUUCUUUGAUGAAAUUGAAAAAGAAUACCAUAAAACUGACAGUAAUGUAUUAAAUAUUCAAAAUAACAAACAAAAUGAAAAUAAAGGAUUCAAUUUCACUUCUAGCCUAAAUAAAAAUGAGACAACUACUGCAAUGAAUACUUUCAAGUUUAGUUCUACACCUGUUGAUAAAAAUACUACUUCUGCAUCUGUUGAUAAAAAUUCUACUUCAUGUAAAAUUGAGGUACCAUCAGCUUCUCUAUUCAAAUUUGGUGCUUCUAAUUCUACCAAUGAUAAUUCCAGUGAAAAAAUCCAAGCAGCUUCACCAGCAAGCACAUUCAAAUUCGGUCCUACAAAUGUCUCAACCAAUGUAUCUACAAGUAAAACUGAUCAAGUUCCUUUUAAAUUUGGUAAUCCAUCAACAAGUGAAGUUAAAGAUGCUAAGGCGCCUUCAUUUAGUUUUGGAGGUAAUAGUACCGGAUUUGGUGGUGGGUUUAAUUUUGCUGCAAAUCCUACGCCUCCAUCUACUGGUGCAAUAAACUUCGGAAGUGUUCCUUCGAACACGCCAGCAAAUGAUCAGGGGAAUGCAGAUGAAGAGGAAUCAGAAGAACCACCAAAAGUUGAGGUUAAGGAAGUUGAAGAAGAAGGUCAAUUCUACACAAUACGUUGCAAGUUAUUCGUUAAGAAAGAUGGUAAUUUUGUGGAAAAAGGUGUUGGAAACCUCAUUUUAAAACCAGUUCCAGAUUCAGACAAAGUUCAAGUUAUAGUUAGGGCACAUAACUCUUUAGCAAAUGUUCUUUGCAAUUUCAUUUUAUCCAAGAGUAUACCAACUCAAAGGGUGGGUAAAAAUAAUGUUAUGAUUGUCUGUAUACCGACACCUGAAUCUAAACCUCCUCCGAUUCCUGUUUUGAUCAAAGUAAAGACUGGCGAAGAUGCCGAUCAACUACAUGAAACUCUAGAAAAACAUAAGAAGUAGAAAUUCAAUCAUUUCAAGUGAAGAAAGAAAAUGUUGACUUAUGUAUUUGUUGAAUAUUGUAUACUGCUUUCUGUCGAUUAAUCUUAAAUAUUAUUUCUUUUUCAAUUAUGUACAGGAAAACUAAAAGCCUGGAGUCUUUUGAAAGAUCGUUAAUCAGAAAAUAGUUUGUAUUCAUUCUGAAUUGCUUAACAAUGUUUCAUAAAGUCUGAGGUUUAUUUUAUUCGAAAAUUUUCUUUCUGUUGAAUUAACCUAAUGAGUUAUUUUUAAAAUUCGAUUAUAAACAAGAUUAUUUGAUUCAUAUUCAUCCCUAUGUAUAUGAAUUCAAGAUCUGAAGAACUAAAAUAAUUCCUCACAGACCCCUCAUUUACUCAGAUCAAUUAAAUGGAUUCUCUUUAAAGUCGAUUAUCAUCAUUUUUUCGAUGAAACAACCUGUAAGUUGUAUAUUUUUUUAAAAUAUAAUUAAAUAAAAUAGUUUAUUUCAA
Molecule: messenger RNA, 2408 nt
Organism: Harmonia axyridis
Lineage: Eukaryota; Metazoa; Arthropoda; Insecta; Coleoptera; Coccinellidae
Gene: Nup50
Product: nuclear pore complex protein Nup50
Exons: 2
Coding region: 268-1926 (552 amino acids)
Biological process (GO): protein import into nucleus
Cellular component (GO): nuclear pore
Source: RefSeq, a predicted model, not a curated record